UUGGCGUUGGGGUACGGGUGUGGUGGUCGAGACAUCUGUUUAUAACUUUAUUGGAGGGUUUUAAGACAGAUUGCGUUAAUAAGGUGCUACGCACUGCUCUGCCGAGCUGAGCAGCAUGUUUCUGCCAGAUCUGGAUGAGGAUCAUGAAGGGAUGGAGCCGACCGACACGGAUGACGACAUCGACAUCCGCGGCGACCCGGCGUCGCUGCCGCCCACGCUGUACGUGCUGGAGUUCGCGGCGGGCGUACCGGCCGCCACGGUCGACUGGUACAUCAGCCGCGUGCAGGGCCGCCGGCGCACUGGUGGCGCGGAGCUACUCGUCAGCGCCCAGCCCCAGCUUCAGGGCAAGGGUCUGGUGCUGCAUCUUACGGCGUCGCGCAUCAAGCUGCUGGAGACGGCCGAGCGCAUGGAGAUGCGCAAGAAGGACCGCGACGGCUACCUGCGCGACUUCACGUGCGCCGAGCUGGACGAGUUCCUGGGCCCGGCCGGCGUCGAUGGCCUGCUCACGAUGUGUGAGAAGCAGCGCAUCGUGCUGCACGAGCUGGAGCACAUUCGCGCGCGCACGGCUGAGGACCGGCUGCCCGGCUAUCCGGCCGUCCGGCUCUACCCCGGCCAGAGUGUCACCCGCCUGCUGCUGCAGGAGAAGGUGAUCGUCCAGCUGUUCCCCACCCACGACCAGGAGGAGCUCGACCGGCUGGGCAAGUCCUGGUACGCCGCCCUCUUCCAGCGUCAGCCGUUCGAGGACAUCCGUGCUUACUUCGGCGAGUCUGUGGCGCUGUACUUCUCGUUCCUGGGCUUCUACACGGCGGCGCUGUGUGGUCCGGCGGCGCUGGGCCUGCUCCAGCUGUUCUUCUCGGUCGACACGCUGCACGAGUACGCUCUCUACUCGCUCUUCAACAUGCUCUGGGUCACCGUCUUCCUGGAGGCGUGGAAGCGCAAGUGUAACGAGCUGGCCUACGUGUGGGGCGUCAUGGACAAGACGCAGAUGUCGUUCCUGGAGCCGCGCGCCAAUCACCGCGGCGAGAUGAUCCGCGACGAGAUCACUGGCCGCUACAUGCCCUACUACCCGCGCUGGAAGACGCUGCUCAAGCUGUACGCCGUGUCCAUCCCGACGGUCGGGGUGUGCCUGUUCGGCUCCUUCUACCUCAUGCUAGUCUCCUUCUGGGUGGAGGAGUACCUGACGCUGCACCGCGACCAGUACGGCGGCAACCUGGCGGCGCUGUUGAUCAUGCUGCCGUCGGUCGUGUACUCGGUGGCCGUGCUCGUCAUGAAUAAGUACUACAACAAGAUGACCACCUUCCUCACGGAGUGGGAGAACCAUCGCACGCAGAAGCAGUUUGACUACUAUCGGGUGAUCAAGCUGGCUCUCUUUGAGUUCGUCAACAGCUUCAUGUCGCUGUUCUACAUCGCUUUCUACAUGCAGGACCUGGAGAUGCUGAGAGGCCAAUUGGCCGUGAUGCUGAUAAUUCAGCAGGUGGUCAACAACUUCCAGGAGGCUCUGCUUCCGAUCGUCAUUCGCACCACGUAUUCCAAGGUCCAGGAGAAGGUAGUCACCAAGCUGAAGGAGCACAAGCUGACGCGCCAGCUGUUUGAGAGUCGCGCCAUCGAUGCGGUGGACGCCGACGACGCGCGCGUGCGGGUCAAGACGCUGGAGGCGGAAGACCCGCGUGUGCUCAUGGUCAACGAGCAGCUGCAGCUGGAGCGGUACCCGGACACGUCGGACGACUACCUGGAGAUGUUUGUGCAGUUCGGCUACGCCUUCCUCUUCUCGUCGGUCUUCCCGAUGGCUGCCUUCUGGGCCGUCUUCAACAACCUGCUAGAGAUUCGCGCCGACGCCUUCAAGCUGUGCAAGGUGUACCAGCGGCCGCCGGCCAAGAGCGUGCGCAACAUCGGUGCCUGGAUGCCGGCGUUCGAGGUGCUCGGCUUCGUGGCCGUGUUCACAAACUGCGCACUGCUCUGCAUGUCGCCGACGCUGCGCGAGAUGGCGCCCGGCCUCUCGUCCGUCCAGUGGGUGGUCGUGUUCGUGCUGCUGGAGCACACGCUGCUGGCGCUCAAGCUGACGCUCACCCAGGUGGUGCCCAACGUGCCGUACUGGAUCCGCAAGGCGGUGGCGCAGCACGAGUACCGCGUCCGCCAGCAGCUGCACAGGAAGCGGCGCCGGGAGACGCGCAGCCGGCUCUCGCGCCGCUUCUCCUCCAAGGCGCCGUCGCAGCAGGCGGCGCGACCCGUCAGCUUCCAGCCGGAGACGGGCGUGCGCUUCCGACAUCACUAGAGCGCCGCCAGGGGCGGGACCGGCCGCGCUCGCCGGGGUGCUGGGGAGUGCACGCGACUCCAGCAGCGCUGCCGGGCGACGGCGGCAGACGGAGGCAGCUGCUGAUCACCGGGAGCUGGGCGCAGAACCGAAGCGGAGGAAGCUGGCUCGGGCGGAGCCGGGCAAAUGGACCGGACCGGACCGGACCGGACCGGAGCGGGAAGAGCAGACCGAGCCGGUGGGAAACGGAAGAGCAGCUGUCAAGGUCCCUUCUUUCGGUGUAGGUGUGUGUGCGUGUGUCGGGAGAGGGGGAUGGGGCGCUGGGAGUGUGACAGGGCUCAGGACGACCAGCGCUGGCCAGGAUCGACAUCGCGCCCAGCUGGUGGGCCUGCUGUCUCCGUGCGUAGGAUUAAUGAGACGAAGGAUAGGUGGAUGUGGUUGGCGCUUACACGAGUUUCCCCAGGCAGGACUGGGCAGUGGGAUGGUUGUGCAUAUGCGGCUGCAGUGAGCGGUCCGUCUGCUAGGCACGGACGCGUGAUGGACAGAAAAGGGGCAAAUUCGCCGUGUGGUUGGUCGGAACAGGUGGCUCAUAUGGUAGUGUGAGGCUUAGCUUUAACGCGUCGCUGACUGAAAGGUAUUCUCUUCUCAGGAUCACGAAUGCACGGUGCACAAAGGAGGCUUAAUACUUAUCACAGAAUAUGGUUGUGCUAAUUCUACGCUCGUUUCACCGCGCUGCCUCCAGUGGCUCAGAAAGGGGGAUUGGUUGCGUGCGUCGACAUGACAACGGCUUUUGCUAGUUUUUUUUUCUAGGUGUGUUACAAACUGGCUGCGACAAGAUGACGGAUGAAAAGUUUUGGCUGCUUUAUGCUGGCUGGCACGUAUAAUGAGCCACUGCGAAUGUCUUCAGCGAUCACCUGGAUACCCCUGCUGUGGUUGUGCGAUUGGCAGGCCAGCAUUGGCGAGAUUAAUCGGAGUCGGAAUGAUCCAAGACGUGCACUAGGUGUGUCAAGCGCGGCGGCGGCAGGCGCGUACGUCCCAGUCCUCAGCGGCGUCAAGUAGGACUCACGAUUGGCUGAGAGUUCGGACGAGAUUGGCUAUCGCCGGAGGGGCGGGGUGCAACGACAACACAAAACAUACUUCAGCCAGGUUCUCCACUGUCGCUAUCUGGAGAGGCGGUUCUGAGAGGGACGCUGGCUCUCGGCAAGGCCAUCUGCUGGGUUUGGUGACAAUACAGGAGAUUCAGUUCA
Pollicipes pollicipes is the source of this 3498-nucleotide messenger RNA. RefSeq names its product anoctamin-10. Gene Ontology annotation, molecular function: chloride channel activity. The transcript has 13 exons. The coding region runs from base 116 to 2272 and encodes 718 amino acids. NCBI's taxonomy places the organism in Eukaryota, Metazoa, Arthropoda, Thecostraca, Pollicipedomorpha, Pollicipedidae. Gene Ontology annotation, biological process: chloride transmembrane transport. The record is from RefSeq and is a predicted model, not a curated record. Gene Ontology annotation, cellular component: plasma membrane.